Molecule: messenger RNA, 324 nt
Organism: Staurois parvus
Lineage: Eukaryota; Metazoa; Chordata; Amphibia; Anura; Ranidae
Source: the annotation of a GenBank genome assembly
GGGAAAUACGAUGGUGGAAUUCCCCCAUAUUCUAGGGCUUCACUCAAGGGUUAUCAGUGGUUAAAGGACAAGAUAUUGAGUGAAGAAGGACGACGGCAACAAGCUAAGCUGAAAGAGCUUCAGGCCAUCGCAGAACGUUUGGGCUGCACGCUUCCUCAGUUAGCCAUUGCCUGGUGUCUGAGAAAUGAGGGUGUCAGUUCGGUGCUGUUAGGAGCUUCUAAUGCUGACCAACUCCUGGAGAAUAUUGGAGCAAUACAGGUCCUUCCAAAACUAUCGUCUUCUAUUAUACACGAGAUUGAUAGUAUUUUGGGCAACAAGCCAUAC